GCGCAGGUCGUGUCUUUGUUCUACAGAACGAGGAGACUACUCAUGCAUGAGUCUUGAGAGAUGGCACGCUCGAAGAUGGCUCGCUCUGGAGGAACCACGUGCUAGCGUGUUUUGGCAAUGCCAAGACCAAUCUCUCACGCAGAACGUCGAGGUCCAUCAAAGCAGCUGUGUCAUUACCACAACUACCCCACCACUAUGGACGAGCAAAUGAUCUCGAGCGACACAAUAGCCGCUGAUCUGCCGAGCUUCGAUAUUGCGAACGCACUGAGGACUCCACACAACGCGCGCCUCUAUGGGGAAGUGCAGAACCUCAAGAAACUCAUCAAUGAGCUGGUAGACUACCAGACCGCACACCCUUUGAACGAGCAGGCAUCCGCCGAAAGUGAGAGGCAGGUACAGGCGGAAAUCGGCAAGAGGGAAAAGUACAUUAGGGCGCAACUCUCAGUCAUCAAAACUUUAUACCGACAAAGCGUGCUGCGUGUUCGCGAGGAGAAAGCAAACACCGCAGAUGUCAAGGCGGUGAACGAUGCGUUGAUUUUGGGACUGCACAAUCUCAAAUAUGAGGAGCAAUCAUUACGAUCUGAGAUCUCAGCUGCAGAGAAUUAUGACCACAAGUACAUGAAGCUCCCUCUCAUAAGCGCCGAACAGUAUCUCGAAGGAUUCCCUGAGCACAGAGAGCUCUCUGAGCACGAUCUCACAACGGUGCGCAUCGAGCACGAACACCAAGUCCGCCUGAAGUUGGAAGAGAGGAGACAGGAAAAGCUCAAACAGAAGCAAAAGCUUAUAGCGGAAGUCAAGAAGGGUAAAGACGAUCUCACAAAGCUCGACACCAUGGUGGAAAAGUUCAUUGAGGCUGCUGAGCCCAUCAAGAAGGUGCUUGCUACAGAGUAGUCGUCUUCUACGGCAGCGAAUAAGGCUUGGAAUUUGGCGUUUGAUACCCUAUACAGCGAACAAAAGCUCAAUCGACAGUUUUUCAGAACAUUGCCUCUGACCUCACUGUGCUGUCAAACUACACUUGCGCUGUGCAUUGCGAACCGAGGCAGGCGCAAAGCUUUGCCACUGAAAUUGGUGAGGAACAUUCCAACAUUGUUCUCAUCAAGGCACCAUUCCCGCAUAACAGUUCAGCAGACAUGUACUUCUGCACAGGUCAACGACAUCCUGG
Molecule: messenger RNA, 1162 nt
Organism: Didymella exigua CBS 183.55
Lineage: Eukaryota; Fungi; Ascomycota; Dothideomycetes; Pleosporales; Didymellaceae
Exons: 2
Coding region: 118-891 (257 amino acids)
Biological process (GO): positive regulation of DNA-templated transcription, elongation; mRNA export from nucleus
Cellular component (GO): THO complex part of transcription export complex
Molecular function (GO): mRNA binding
Source: RefSeq, a predicted model, not a curated record